Molecule: messenger RNA, 1779 nt
Organism: Trametes versicolor FP-101664 SS1
Lineage: Eukaryota; Fungi; Basidiomycota; Agaricomycetes; Polyporales; Polyporaceae
Exons: 6
Coding region: 1-1779 (592 amino acids)
Source: RefSeq, a predicted model, not a curated record
AUGCUGAGCUUUCAGGAAGUCUCCGUUGCAUACUUCAUGCAAGCAUAUGUUCCCGGUGAAAACCUUCUCCCCACAUUCAAGAUCCACAAGCUCCAGAUAGCAGAUUUUGGGAACGAGCGCGGGAUGUACCCUGGCCAGGCCGGUCUGUGUUCAUUCUUCAACGAGGUCUUUAAGGAGUCCGGCUAUGUAUACCUCUGUGCGUACUCGAGCGACGCUUAUGUGGACCAGGUUGCUCCUGGCUUCAUAGAUGAAGACGCAGACGAUAAGUGGCGCCCGAACAUUGGGGUGUACUCGACUCUAGCUCCGGCGAAGGGAGCGUUUGACCCAUCGAGCGCGGAAUGCAGUGAAGUUGACGACGCGCCUGAUGAGAUCAACUCCGCACCAGACGAUGGGGACCCACUCUCGCUGCUGCUGGAAGUCAACAGCGACCCAAACAACACUUCCUCUCUCCACGGAGCCCCAAAUACCGUCCUACUCAACGACUUGGAACGUCAGCUCUCACAGGGUCAGAUCAUACACUACGUCCAGGAGGUCUUCAGCCGCCAACAUCGGAUCUUCGUGUUCAUCAUUGCCGUUCGUGGAAGCUCCGCCCGCCUCUGUCUUUUCGAUCGCGCUGGGGCUGUCAUCUCCGCGCUUUUCGACUACGUCGACGAUCCGGCAAUGCUCGCCACAUUUCUCUACCGCUUCGCCAAGAUGUCGCGCGAGCAGCGUGGACACGACCCUACUGCCACACUCGCGACCGACGUGGAGGAAGCGCAUUUCAGGACCCUGUGGAAGACGUUCGGCUCCGAUCCCGACUCUGCGAUCACCCGCGGCCUGAAGAAAGCCGCCACUCCUGGUUGGCCUGUCUACGCAUUGGACAUCUUUUCGCCAUGGUCGGAGAGGGACACGUUCUUGGACGUCCAGGCUACGAAGGCGCCUACGCACCAUCGUUGCCUCGUCGGGCGGCCCGCCUACGUCGGCGCGUCCAUGUGCGGCAAAGGCACCCGAUGCUUCGUGGCAUGGAGCGACGCAGAGCAGAGUGUGCUGUUUAUCAAGGAUAGCUGGCGGGAGAUGUCGGAGAACGCCCCAAGCGAAUUUAACAACUACCAGCUACUCUAUCGCAACCUCGGCACAGAUGUCUACAAGUUCUACCCAACCGUGCGCGCGGGAGGUGACGUUGUGUGGGCGCCCCAGAACGCGAGGGAUAUUGGCCUGUCCGAACACUCGUCGCAGGGCGGAAGAUACUACGCCACUGCCCGAGCAGCGCCGCAGGAUACCUGCUCGCACAGGGUCGCGUUGCACCUGGCAACUCCGAGGAGACAUACUCGGCUAGUCCUGCAGCAGGUAUGCCGAACGCUCGAGGACUUCAAGCAUCCACGGGAGCUGGUUUUUGCCCUGAUGGUUGCUGUUAUGGCGUGGAGUGACGCGAAACUGCUGCAUGGCGACAUAAGCCCCGGAAAUAUCUUGAUCUACGACCCGCCCGACGGAGAGACGGAAUGCUUCCUCUCGGACUGGGAUCUGGGGCGGACUGUCGAUCAGCUCCAGUGCCGGAGGCAGACGCAGCUGCCCCAUUCAGGAACGUGGCAGUUUACAUCGGGGCUCCUGCAGCAUUACCCCCACAAGCCCUACGAGCUUGCGGACGAGCUAGAAGCGUUUGUCCACGUCCUGAAUUGGUGUGCGCUGAAGUACCUCCGGCACUCCCUCAGCGGCAGCGGGAACUCUGCACUUCUUGCCCAGACCUUCCACGACUUCUACGGUUGGAUCAUACCCGGAAGCAGUAGCGCAAAGUUUCUCUAG